AUGCGGGAAUCAGUCAGGGUGAGUCAAACGUAUGCCUUGUCACUCUUGCAGCAUUUUGUCCUGUGCAGCAUAAAACACUUAUUGUAUGCAACAGGAAUAGUUCUGUUGCAGGGUUAGGGAGUCUGUGGCUCUUUGUGUUAUUGGACUCCCAACAACCCUCAGCAGUAAGCUCAGUGGUCAGGGAUGAUGGCAAUUGUGGUCUAAUAACAUCUAGAGGAACACAGCUUCUCCAUCUCUGUGCUACGGUAAGUGAAAUGUUGAGUGAUGAUUUGGAAGUGUUAACAAAAUUGUGUGGCUGGGGUGCUUUAUUCUGAGAGAGAGGUUUUUUUUAAUUAUUAUUAAAAAAAGAAGGAGGAUCUAAUUCCAUACUCUAAUCACUAUACCACACUUGUAGCUGAAGCUGGGACAGUACUGCAUUUUAUAUCCAAUAUUUUGACCCAUCGGUGAUCUACAAGGAUGUCAACUCAUGUAAUCUUAUUUAUUUACAUAUAUACCCCUUGGACCCUAUGACUUAGGAUGGGUUACAAUAGGAGACCUUCAAAAACCUACCCUUGUUGUUGUUGUUGUUGUUGUUGUUAGUGUACUUUUAAAGGCCAUGGUUUCAUCUGAUUAUAUUCUCUUACUGCUUCCUUUUCUUGACUAAAGGAAAUGCGAGAUCACAUAUCCAGUCCAGCAGCACAGGCCUUUGCGGAGAGGAAAAACAGAGAGGUAAGCACAUUUUACCACCCUCACCACACCUCAGUGUUUUGCUGGAAAUUUAUCCCCUGGGAGGGAAAGAAUUAUAAUUGGCAAUGGCUAGGGUAGCUCUUUAUCCCCGGUAGCAUCCCCCAUCCUGGUACCUUCAGAGUCUCCCACUCACCAAGUGGGCAGGGCCUGAUGGGAAUUGUAGUCCAGAACAUAUGAAGGGCACCAGGUUGGAGAAGGCUGGUCUAGAGCUUCUUUGCCACAAAGGAAGUACAGGUGGUCAUCUAACCAAGGGUAAGGUCAGCUUUCUUCUGCAAGGCGCAAAUUGCUUGCAUAAAUGGUCUCUCUCUCUCUUUUUAAAGUGAAACAUCCUUUGUCUCACUGUCAGUGUCCUUGGAGUGUGGAUUAUAGUCCAGAGCUCUUAUGAAAUGCAUGAUCACCCUUGUUGAUUCCCCCUUAAAUGAGUAGAACCACCUGAGAGCAUCAGCUUCUGAUCUCAACCCCACAUCUUUUAAGAGCCAUUUAAUUCUGGAAUGCAGUGAAAAAGGUUCCUGAUCUCCUUACCAGAGAAAGGCUCUUCCUAGGCCCUGAGUUCCACUUAACCCUGCAGAUUCUUCUACCCAGCUCACCCUUGCUUGCUUGCUUGCUUGGUCUCAGCUCUCCCGGGAGCACUAAGAAUCCUGGGCUUGCUCAGAUAGUGUCCCCCUUUUCCUCCCUCUGCAGAUGCUGGUGGGGAGCAGGGAACACUAUGGGAUGCUGGAUGCAGAGGAACUGUCAACAGCUAAUUCACAUACUUUGGAAGAGCAGCAGUUGCAUCAGAAGGUAAGAGCAGGGACAGUGAGCCACCCCAAUCCAUCAUUUUCACCAACAUCCCUUCCUACAGAGACCCAACCAUGUCCUCUAUCUUGAUACCUGCACUGAGAGAAAACUUGGGCUCUAGUGCAAAAGAUGCUCACAGCAUCGGUAUACUCCCUGUCCCCUGUACCUCUCCUCCCCCAGCUAUGGGUUCAGUCAAGUACAAGAGUGAAGAACGUGUGGUUCUCUGAAUGUUGUUGGACUCCAACUCCCAUCAUCCUGGACAGCAUAGUCAGCAGUUAGGGGCGAUGGGCACUGUAGUUUAGCAACGUCUGGAGGCCACAGGGUCCCCAUACCUGGAAUUGCUUUCUUCUUUCUUCCCUGUCAGACUACAGGUGACAGAUAUCCUUGAGUGCAGGUGAGGAUAAAUGCUUCCUGCUUCCCUUUCUUACAGUGAGUAUGGUUUCAAACCUAGGCAGGAGGCAAGGACCUGUUUCUCAGCAGUAGAAUUGGCUACUCAAAAGGUUAUUGUGAAGACAGUCAAGAUAAGGAAACACAUUAUCCAGUCUUUGGGAGGACUUUGGCUAGAAAUCAAAUUGUUCCAUGUUUAUUCAGGACCAAAGCAAACCUCUUUUCCCACUCUGUUUGGUCUCCUCCCAAAUGGCCAUUUCAAUAUAUUGUUAGGGACUGGCAGUGCAGGAUUAAAUCCUGUGGAGGCCCCCCUUGCAAAUUAUCUCCUAAUACGUUUUUGUAAUUUUCUCUCAAGAUCAAAUCAGUAUUAUUUUGAUCCAUUGUCUUGGGGCCCCUAAAAGACGUGGGGCCCUUAGGCCAGUGCCUACUCUGCCUAUUUGGUAAUCUGGCACUGGGGGCUGGCAGGGCUCUGAGGAGUGACCGGAAGUGGUGGCAGGGCUAGAGGCUGAUCUUGGGGAAGGGGGUAGUGAUUUAUGUGGUUGUGGGCCUUCUGUGAGGCAGGAGCCUGAGCUGGAGGAUGGGGAGGGGUCUGAGUAGUCAGAGACUGUGGAAGGACAGGACGUUCCAGGAACUGAGGAAGAGACAGUGCAUGAAGGGACGAGGCCAGCAGAAUCCCCUCCGUACCCUUCCCCACUGUCCCCCAGGACCAGGAGGGGCUUGAAGAGGCAGGCACAGUGACAACUUCAGUGUAGUUCAGUCACAGGCUGUUUGUGCUCACACCAUCAGAUGAGGGUACUUAAGUUUGGGGUCUAGGCCUGGCCACCUGUCCAACAGUCCAACUUGGAGUGCAAGCCUGAGGAGAGACGCCAGCUACCUAGCCACCAGAAGUGUGUGUGUGUGUGUGUGUGUGUGUGUGUGUGUGUGUGCAUGUUCAGUGAGCCUCAGGAGCUGUAAUUCUUUGUCAAUAAAGAAUUAAACAUUUGUCCUCCUUGGACUGGGUGUGCUCAGGAGGACGUCUAUUGAGCAAGUACCAGAGGCCUUUCUCUUCUUGCUAAAUGAAGAGGAGCCCCAUAACCACUCUUCUUGUUCAGGUGCUGGAUUCUUUGACAAAACAUUAAUGUGACAGUCAAGAUCCUGAGGGCUGACUUCUGUGAAGGGAUAUUAACCUGUAAAAGCAUUCACUAGUUUCAGGUUGUUUUUUGUUUUUUUUAUUAAAGAUUUUCUUGAUUUACAGAAGUAUGUGUAAUGUCUCUCGUAUUUUUUCCAUGUAACAUUUUUACAAAUCAGUUUCAUUUGUUGAGACAGUAGGAAGAAAAAGGGUGGAGGGGGGGAAGAUGGGUGGGGUCGGGUGGCGGUGUUUCUAUUUUGCUUAAUGUAUGUAGGGUUUGGUGUCAGCGUUUUCACUAGUUUCAGUUUUUCAAGAUUGCUGUUGAAAUGAGUUUUGGUCCCAUUUGCCUAAAUGCACACAAAAAGAUGGACAUUUAUGGGUCAUAUGUGGGGCGUCAGCAGUGACGGUACGGCUGCCUAACUCCCAGAGUUGCUGCUCCAGCUUGGUCCUCAUUUCCCCUCACCUUGAAGGCCAGUGCCCAGUUGAGGCUGAGACUUCUUUGUACAACAUAUUGUUGUAUCGUGGGCAGGAACCCUCUUCGUUUCUCUUUGCUUAGAGUUCUAACAGACUCCCCCGCUGAUGUCUUGCAUUCUCACUUUCUCCUUGACAGCUGAUCAUUGAGGAGCAGGAUGAGCAGCUGGAGCUCGUCUCUGGCAGCAUCCGAGUGUUGAAGCACAUGUCGAGUCGGGUCGGAGAAGAGCUGGAUGAGCAGACUGUGUGAGUGCAGGUAGUGUGGGGUGUGCGUGUGUGCUGAUGUAUUGCAACACUCCUAUCUUGCUCUUUAGACAAACCUUUCAAGCAGCAAAGGGGACAGUGGGGGCGGCCCAUUAGCAGGUUGGGCCUGGAUAAAAUGGCAGCAGACUAGUCCCAAGGCCGCUGCUAGAUCAGAGAAGAGGAUGCAGAACCUUUGUCUAUCUAGAACUGUGGUGGUCACUCAUUUCUAACAGAUUCAGGAAGGACUCGAGUUUCGGAGACAUGAGCACAGGAUGCUCCUGUACCUGUGUGAGCCCCCGAUAGGGGCUAAGAGUGCUUUACCCUCUCCCUCCUGCCCUUCUUCAGCAGGAACGGAUUUCUUUGCCAGAGGGCCCCCCUCCCAUUGCUGUGCACUUCCACUGCCCAACCCCAUUUUCUGGGUGAGCAUCACAAGGAGAGCACAUGGCCAGAACCUCUGUUGCUGUUCACUCUGCCAGGGAGCAAGCUAAGAAACCCUUUUCCUUGCAUCUUGGCUUGGCAGAAGGGAGCACCCUUGUAUUUAUUAAGGCUGGUUAUUGGGAUCAGGGAUUAUGCUUGGAACAGAUUGGACCUCUGGCUCCCAGUUGUGUAUCCCAUUACUAGAAAAUGCUGGUGUAGCUCGAAUGAGUAGAUUCUGAACUCUCUUGGCAGGGAAGAUACCCCUAAAAGAAAACUGCUUGCAACCUGCCGGCAUACCUGGCUGACAUCCCCAUGCUUUUUGUGGGGUGGAGGCAAGACUCAGAAGCUCUUAUUGGGAGAGGGUUGCCCUGUGGACAGUUGCCACUCGCGUUGACGAUGCCUUUGCUGGCCUUUCAGGAUGCUGGAAGACUUUGCCCACGAGAUGGACAGCACUCACAGCCGCAUGGAUGGCGUGCUCAAAAAAAUGGCCAGAGUCUCCCAUAUGGCAAGUGGUAAGAAACAGCUCUCUGUUCCAUAACUACUUUGGUACAAGGGAGAUUUUACUCUUCCACACCCCGAUAACCUAAUUCCCCAGACUUCUUGUAAUUGCUUUCUUUUGCCCAUCAGUUUUGCUCAGGGUUUGGCAUCAAGUAACUGAAGGUGUUGGUUUAGGAAUCUGGAUGCUUGCCUUCUCCCAUAAAAGAAUAGCAAAUGUUAUUAUUUUAGUGGUGGGGAAUGUUUCUCAUCCUGAGGGCUGCCUUCCUUUGUGGAUAAUCUGCUUGGAGCUGCAGUGGGGUAGCCAGGAAGCAGCACCACAGCAGAUUCUUACCUUUUGUACAGUAGACUAAUUCCAGCUUUGCAAAUGUCAGAUAAUUUUACACAUACUCACCUUCCAGGCAGGCGAGAAGCAGUAGAAUCCAGGAACAUAUUCAGUCAGCCAAGACAGGACUAGUGAGGGGUGUGGCCUCAGGAGAGGGGUGUGGCCUGGUAAAAGUCCCAGUGGCCAGGUAGAGAGGCCUUAGCUUCCUCACCCUGCCUUCAUCACCAUAAACAUCACCACAGGCGAAGGCAAUCUGGCUUCCACAAAUGAAUUCUGUGUUUCACAACUGUGAAUUUCUGCCCCUUUUCGCCUGCCUCUUGCCAACACUUCCAGCACACCCCCUGCCUCUUUCCUCUACAGCCAGAUUGGCCCAUUCGCUUGCUGGUGGGUGGUGGUGCAGGUGGAACAAUAAUACAGGGUUGAGCUUAGUAUUCACUUUGGAGGCAGUUUUUGCUGCCUUCCUCUCUUAAUCAAAGGAGCAUUUGGCAUCACUGCUGAGACUCAGCAAGGCAGAUUCAUCACAAGAGAUCUGGAGUACGUGCAUAUGUGUGAAAUAGAAUGGCAAUUAAAAGAAUGAUGUAAUGGUAUAAAAACCUGAACAUUCUGGUUGGGCCAGUGUUGCAUCUCCAUUUCUACUGCUGGCUCUCAGCACAAGUCCCUAGAGUAAUAGAUGCAAAAGCAGGUUAAAACCAUUUUUUCCCUGGCAGGAGUGCCACUACAGUGUCAUUUAGUGCUCUUGUUUCUGGCUUACAAAGAGCAGGCAGUUGCACACAGGAAUGCAGCUUCCCGAGUCAGAUCCUUUGUCUACCUAGCUUGGUAUUGUGAAUGCCAACUAGCAGCAGCUCUCCAGACACUCCCAGCCUUACCUGGAGAGGCUGGGGACUGAGCCAGAGAUCUUCUGCAUGCAGAUCUCUUAAGUUGCAGCCCUUCCUCCAUGGGUGAGGCAGGCAGGAAUUCAAGCUCCACUGUAUGGCAUAAACAGGCCUGCAGUGUCUCUCCAUCCUGCCCCACCUCUUGCCCAAGAGUGCUACAGAUGUUAGCUACCUGUGUCCAGUGCUGGAAAUUCCCGUUGUUCUAGGCGCAUUUUGCGACCGCGAAUUUCAUUCGUGCUAGCAGUUUCUGAGCUCUGGGCGCAGUACUGUGUCUUAAGAUUUCAGAUUAAAAUGGCAGUGUGGAAAGGAGGACCCUUUUCUGCCUCCCCACUUCCAGCUACUCUCUGAAGACUGGAGAAGAGACCCUCUCAAUAAGAUUAGGGGGGUGGGCAGGGGAAAGACUAGACCCUGUGAAAAAUGAACAUAAUAUUUUAGCUGCAGUUCAUUCCUUUUAAGCUUUGUAUUCUUAUUAUUUAAAAAGUGUUCCUAGACAUUCACGUCUGCACGCACACAGAUACCGGAAAUCGUGUCUACUCAUGUCAAAUGCUGAAAAUAGCUUCUGCGCAGGUGUGCUUUUUGGCAUCUGGGCAUGCGCAAAGCGAUUUCAGGCACCACGAACAUGCGCAGAUGUGAUUUCUGGUGUUGCGCUGCACCAGUCCGGCUCACACACGAUCUCCUUGGGGGUGGUCCCGCCCAUGGCCAGUAAACCUUGCUGACCCCUGGAUUAAUGAUUAAUCCAACAAAAUAGAUUAGGUCUCCACACUAUGGUGUUUUAAUCUGGGAACAGACCACCCAACAUCAUUUCCUCGAAUGUUCACUUGAGCUCUUUCUACUUGUGGUCUUCCAAGGAUGAUUCUUGCACCUGUAUCCAUCAUGCUUGGAGUGCAGGCCAGUGGGAUGGGGCACAUGGUUCAGAGGGUUAGAAUAUGGUUCAAAUUGCAGCAUCUUACCUGCUUUAAAUUAAUUCUGUUUAAGGCAGGGCUGGAGAACCCAUAGCUUUCCAGAUGUUCUUGUACUACGGCUCCUAUGAUCCCUGACCAUUGGCUAUGCUAUCUGGAGCUGAUGGAAGCCAGAGUCCAACAAGAUGUGGAGGGCCACAGGUUCCUCAUCCCUGUCUUAAAGCAUCCCAUCUAACUGUUUUUGCUUAUUUGCAAUGUCAGACCCCUCACUGUGGUGGAAGGGCUGGUGGGUUCUUAACAGGAUUGGUCUUCUUGCAUUUAACACCAUUUCCCCCUGUAUUUUCUCUUCUCCCACUCCAUCAGAACGGCGUCAGUGGUGCAUCAUCGGCCUGUUGCUCGUUGUCAUGGUGGUAGUGCUGGUUCUUAUCUUUGCUCUGUGA
Podarcis lilfordi (Lilford's wall lizard) is the source of this 7160-nucleotide messenger RNA. The record is from the annotation of a GenBank genome assembly. Lineage: Eukaryota; Metazoa; Chordata; Lepidosauria; Squamata; Lacertidae.